AUGGGUGAUACUGAUGAUAUCAAUGAAAUCUUUCGAAUAGUCGAUUCAGAUGGAAGUGGUUAUCUUGAUAAAGAAAAACUUCAACGUAUAUGUCCACAUUUAUCUUCAUCUGAAAUUGACAUUAUAUUUAAUGAUCUUGAUACUGAUCAUGAUAAUCGUAUAAGUUUAAAAGAAUUUACAAAUGGUUUUAAAGAACUUAUUAAACCAAAUGAUAAUGAACGUUUAUUACGUAAAAAAAAAUUAAUUAAUUAUGAAAAUGUUAUUGAUAAAGAUGAAGAUGAUUUAACAACAGAAGUAGCACAAACACAAAUCAAUGAAGUAUUCAAUAAUCUAUCAUGUCAAGAACAAAUUUAUGAUUUUUAUGAAACAUUACGAAGUGGAUCAAGUGAAUCCAUAGAACAGUUUCAAUCAAUUCUUGAAGUAUUUGUUUGUGAUAUAAUCAAAUAUCGUAAAGAAAUUAGACGAUUAGAAGAUUCUUAUAGACGAGAAAAAGAAAUGAAUGAAAAAUAUUUAAGACGUAUUGAAGAAGAUCAAGAACGUGAUAUGCAUCAAUUAGAAGUAAAAGUUCGUAAAGAAGAAAAACAAAAGUUUGAAUCUGAACGAGAAUUAAUUCAACAACGUGCAAGCAAAAAAUUAACUGAGCUACAAGGAAAUCUUCAACGUUUACAAGCUAUUGAACAAUGUUAUAUUGAUCGUCAAUCAAGUGAAGAUUCAUCAAUUGUUUUAUUACGUGAAGAAAUUUCUAAAUUAACACAAGAAAAUCAAACACUUAAUUCAUCAUUAAAUGAUUCAUUAACUACAGUUGCAAUAUUAAGAAGUGAUUUACAAUCAUUGAAAACUCAAUUAAAUGAACAUCAAACAAUGCUUUUACAAGAAAAACAAGUAUCAUCAAAUAAUUAUCAUGAAAAAGAAUCAUUACAAUCAAAUGUUCGUCAACUUGUAGAAGUUAAUAAAAAACUUCGUGAUGAAAAUGAUGCAUUACGUGUUAUGAUCGAAUCAAACAAAGCCAACGUUUCUUCUGAUAUUCAUCCAACAUCAAAACGAAUGUCUCGAAGUGGAUCAAUUCUUGAAACUUAUUGGCAUAAUCAUCAUCCAAAAAUUGAUUGUACAUCAUCAUCAUAUACAUCAACAGCUCAACAACAAUCUCAUCUUGGAAAACUUGAUUCAUUCGAUAUCGAAUCAACUGAUGAAUUAGGUAUAAAUGGAAACAGAUCUUUAUCUAAAUCCAAAUUAGAUGUUGCUGAUAUUUCAUUACAAAAAAAUUCACCAGCAACAACAAUUUUAUUUUCUUCUAAUAACGCUCGUAGACACAAUACUAUGAAUGAUAGUGGUUUAUCAUUAACAACUGUACGUGAUGCAACUGAACUUGAAUCAGAUCGUGAUGAACAAGCUAAUAAACAAUCAUUAAAAAAUUCCAAAUCAUAUCGACCAACGUCAAUGAAACGAAAUAAAGAUGAUACUGAUUCUGAUGAACUUUUCGAUGCGAAAGCAAUGGACCGUAAUAAUUCGAAACGAUGGUCUCAACAACGAUCAUUAAAACGAACAUCUGGUAAUGAAAAUUCAUUAUCAAAACAUCUAAUCAAUUCAUCAUCAUCACUACUUAAUCAAACACCUACAAGAAAACAUAGCGGAGCAACAGUAACUGAUAUUCAAAAAGAGCAAACAACAUCAAACCAUCCAUUUGAUCGUAUGUAUAAAGUCGUUUUUUGUGGUGAUGCUGCUGUUGGUAAAAGUACAUUAAUAAUGCGUUUAUGUAAAGGAAAAUUUAUUUCAAAUAUAAAUUCUACAUUGGGUGUUGAUUUUCAAAAUAAACAACUUGAAAUAGAUUCAAAACGUAUUGCUAUACAAUUAUGGGAUACAGCUGGACAAGAGAGAUUUCGAAGUAUUGCAAAAUCUUAUUUUCGUCGAUGUGAUGGUGUUAUACUUGUUUAUGAUUCAACAUAUGAACGAUCAUUUUUAAAUGUUCGAGAAUGGAUUGAUACAAUAGCAGAGUCAACAUCAAAAAAAGUUUCAGUUAUGAUUGUUGCAAAUAAAAUUGAUUUAAGAGAUCAAAUGCGUGCAGAAGGAAAAAAAGUUGUUGAAUAUGAUGAUGGAACAAAAUUAGCUAAAGAAUAUAAAGCAUUAUUUAUUGAAACAAGUGCAAAAGAUGGUACUAAUUCAGAUGAAGUACUUAUUGAAUUAGCUCGAGACAUGCAAUGUAAUGAAGAUUUAGAACGUUAUCGUACAUCUGGAGUUGAUUUAGAUAAAACAACGAAAAAAUCAGCAUGUUGUGGUAGUCGAUCUUAA
Messenger RNA from Rotaria sordida, 2286 nucleotides. NCBI's taxonomy places the organism in Eukaryota, Metazoa, Rotifera, Eurotatoria, Philodinida, Philodinidae. The record is from the annotation of a GenBank genome assembly.